AUGUAUUCUCUUGGAGGGACUGAGUCUGCCUCUGGUGUCUUUUCAACAAUAACGUUUUUCUUUCUCAUCUCUGAGUGGGGUGCGGAUAUCGAAGCGGAGGAGUGGGGUGACGACUCGCACCGGCUCGUCACGACACACACACACACACAAAAGAGAUUAUUUUGUCAGGGGAUGCGUCGUUGUCUUUUUGUGAGAAAUGCGGCGGCUUUUUACGAGUUUGUCGAUAACAAUUUUCUCAACAACAAGCGGCCACCGGUGCCGGGUGGAGCGUGGCCGCUUGAGAGCCUCCGCGUGAAGAGUCUUUCCGACCUGCAACAGAUCUGGUUUUUGCUGUUGAAGGAGCGCAACAUGCUGCACUCCACGAGGGAGCAGUAUUUGCGUCACCAAGAGGAGCUCGGUGCGAUGCCGGCACCGUCGCGGCUCAAGAUGGUGCAGGAGUCGAUGCGAAACAUCAAACGUGUCGUGAAGGAGCGCGACGCGGAGGCCACUGCACAGGCGACUGCAAUCUUCCAGGAAAGGCUGGAGCGCGGUGUGUACCGCUUUCCCCCGGGACCGCCGCCACCGCCGGGUGCCCACGACCCGACAGUCGUCGUGAAGGUGAUACUCAGCCGACGUGUUGAGGCUGACAGGUUGCGGGAAAUCUUUGGACGUUACGACGUAUUCGAGCCUCACAAAGGGAUUGUGCGGGUGGAGCUGAAGCUGCCGGACGAGGUGCUGCGGAAAAAGGAAGAGGCGGAGCAACUGUGGACACAGUACGUGGCCGAAAAGAGUGACGUGAAGGAGUACCAUCGCUGGUCAGCGUCGCCCAGUGUGUACGAUUACGCCAGCGUGGAACUGGCUCCAGGUGUGUUUGCCAAUGACGCCGUUGCUGAAAUGUCUACCCGAAACGCCGAGGAUGACGAUGGCAAUAAUAGCAAUAAUAAUAGUGCUGUUGUUGGUGCUGAUAUCGAGAAUGAUAAGACGAGUGCGGCUGGUGAUGGGGCGAUUGUGGCAGCCCGUUUGCCGGUGCCAGCGAGCAAGCAGAGGCCGCCGCCACCGAAAAACCCACUGGAGCGUAUUAAGGCAGAGCGUCGCUCGUAUCUUGCACGAACAGUCAUCCAGCUUGGCUACUUUCCGAACAUAACAAUGCAAGUGCCACGCUAUGCGACUGUUGAGGAGGUGCCUCGGCCGACGCACCCGGACGAAAUUGAGGGUCCAUGGGAGGCGUACAUCACGUAUGACCGAAGAAACGGUCUUGAGUAUGCGCAGUCACUCGGUGUCACCACCAUUGACGGGGCUGAAGUGAUUCGUAUCGUGGAACACAAGCGUGAGCCCCAGCCUUAUGCCAAGGUUGACCCCGUAUUUCUUGAAGCUCUACGACGAGAAAAGGCGCGAGAGGAGACGCUCAUGAAAUGGCCGCACGUCCCUGAGUGGAAAUACGAAUACAGCGAAUACACCAGGAAGCACUUGGCUGAAAUUGUGCGGCAUAAUUAUAGCAACGUUGUCGAUUACGUGGAUCGUGAAGUUCUUCUCACUGGGCGUUCUGUAUGGGAGUGUCCGAUAGAUAUUGAUUACUCCUGUGGUGGCGCAAAGUCCGUACCGCCACAUGCAAAAAAGCCUCUCCGGUACAUGGACAUCAAAAUUUCUGAUGUGGGUGUCACCGAUAUCUAA
Trypanosoma cruzi is the source of this 1650-nucleotide messenger RNA. RefSeq lists its product as uncharacterized. Bases 1 to 1650 code for a protein of 549 amino acids. Gene Ontology annotation, biological process: mitochondrial translation. The record is from RefSeq and is a predicted model, not a curated record. Lineage: Eukaryota; Euglenozoa; Kinetoplastea; Trypanosomatida; Trypanosomatidae. Gene Ontology annotation, molecular function: structural constituent of ribosome. Gene Ontology annotation, cellular component: mitochondrial ribosome; mitochondrial large ribosomal subunit. The transcript has a single exon.